Messenger RNA from Helianthus annuus (common sunflower), 1189 nucleotides. Its product is annotated as B-box zinc finger protein 20. Gene Ontology annotation, cellular component: nucleus. Lineage: Eukaryota; Viridiplantae; Streptophyta; Magnoliopsida; Asterales; Asteraceae. Gene Ontology annotation, biological process: photomorphogenesis; regulation of DNA-templated transcription. The transcript has 3 exons. The record is from RefSeq and is a predicted model, not a curated record. The coding region runs from base 8 to 1045 and encodes 345 amino acids. Gene Ontology annotation, molecular function: zinc ion binding.
UGACAUUAUGAGGGUAUCUGUAAUUCUGUCGCCCCAUACUCAUUUAUAUAGAUUGCUCUACUCAUCUGUAACAAACAAUAGUAAAAUGAAGAUCAACUGUGACGUCUGUAACAAACAAGAAGCAACCGUAUUUUGCCCCGCCGACGAUGCCGCCCUGUGCGCCGCCUGCGACCACCGCGUCCACCACGCCAACACCCUCGCCGGAAAACACCCCCGUUUCCCCCUCCUCCCCCCUUCCCCUAAAGAUUCCCCACUCUGUGACAUCUGUCAGGACCAGAAAGCUCUGUUGUUUUGUCAACAAGACAGAGCAAUACUCUGUAAAGAUUGUGAUGCUGCAAUUCAUAAAGUCAACGAGCAUACAAUGAAUCACUGCCGGUUUCUUCUCACCGGCGUUAAGCUUUCUACGGUGGCGUUAUCACCCACCGGCGGAAACGGCGUCGUUCCCGACCAAAACUCCAUGUCUCGAGAUCAAGAACCGGUUACUGUUAAGAAGCCUGUUGCUGUCUCAGCUCCAGCCGGAUAUCAAACACAAAAGAUUACAACAUAUGUAGCUCCGAAGUCAAACGGGUCGGGUCAUGGAUCUACAGCGGCAAGUAGCAUAUCGGACUACUUGAUUGAGACGCUACCCGGUUGGCACGUUGAGAAUUUUCUUGAUUCUCCUACUUUUUAUCCCAAGGUUGAUGAGGAUGAUCAGUUGGCAAUGUUUUGGGAUAAUGAGCUUCUAAAGGGAAGCAUGAAUGGUUGCCUAUCACCGGAAACAAUGGGGAUAUGGGUUCCACAAGCGCCGCCACCAGCAGCUCCUCCACCACCACAACCACUGCUUCUUGAUCCUUAUCAGAUUCAAUAUAUGGGUUUUGGAAGUGAUCAAAUGGUGAGUGGGUCAUCACCUUUUUUUGCUCCAAUUAACCACAAUAAGAUCACAAGAUCAAAGAGGAAAAAGGAAUCCGACUACGGUAACUGCUUCACUGUUCCUCAGAUCAGUACGCCGAACCUUCAAGAGAUCAAAAACAAUGAGAUAAUAAACUCAUCGUGGUUUCUUUUGUGAUUGUAUCAUUUUUUUUUGUUUAUUUCUAAGUGAGUUUUGCUUUUUUUAUUUAGUACAAAAAUAAUUCCCCUAAACAAAAGGGCCUUGUUAAUAUUGUAGUUCCUAAAUAGACAAGAAAUAAAAGUAACUAUUUUUCUUGUGUUA